Teleopsis dalmanni is the source of this 1530-nucleotide messenger RNA. Its product is annotated as zinc finger MYM-type protein 6-like. The transcript has 4 exons. The coding region runs from base 1 to 1530 and encodes 509 amino acids. The record is from RefSeq and is a predicted model, not a curated record. Lineage: Eukaryota; Metazoa; Arthropoda; Insecta; Diptera; Diopsidae.
AUGGAGAAGUUUCUUUGUAAAGGAAAACCGUCAACCGAUACGAGUAAUACUGGUAAUAUACGUGACGCUGCAAGUGUUUCAACAGAUAGCGAUGGCAGUGUCCAGAAUAAAAAUAUUGCGGCUGCAAAAGUUAAAAGAAAAUUUCGAUUAGAAUGGACUAACACAUUUCCGUGGUUGACAAAUAAAAAUGGUAAUGCUUAUUGCACUGCAUGUCAUAAGAUUAUUAUUAACCACUUAUCGCAUAUAAAACGACACGAUUCAAAACAAACCCAUAUACGUAAAAUUGCAACAAAAAAGGGUCAAACUAGAAUUGAUGAAUUUGCGGCAGAAUGCAAGAACAAUAACUUUAAUGAACAAGUACGUGAUGCAGAAUAUGCGCUUAUUAUGUUUUGCGUUAUGCACAAUUUGCCGUUUUUAUUAAUGGAUUUUUUACCUAAUCUACUACGCGCAUGUUGUCCGGAUUCUGAAAUUGCGAAGGCGAUUAAAUGCAGUCGAACCAAGGCAACACAAAUUACUGAGCAACUUGCAUCAAUUUCAAAUGCACAUAUUGUAAAGCAGUUAAAAACAUCAAAAUUUUCUUUAAUUGUUGAUGAAACUACUGAUGUUUCAUGCAGAAAAGCACUUGUUUUAGUUGUGAGAUAUUUUGAAAACUUAGCUGGCCUAGUUAGAGACAGGUUCUUAUGUCUCAUAGAACUAGAAAAAUGUGAUGCCGAGUCUAUUUAUCAAAAUAUAAAAUCGUUUUUUUUAACUAAUAACAUUCCAAUCCAAAAUUUAAUCGGACUUGCAACAGAUGGAGCAAAUACUAUGGCUGGGCAUUUAACUGGGUUAAAAACUAAAUUAACUAAAGACACCAAUUUGUUUUACCUAAAGUGUACCUACCACUCUUUACAUUUGUGCACAGCCUAUGCCUGCAAAAAAUUACCAGGUGAAGUUGAAUCAUUGUGUAGAAAUAUAUAUUCAUAUUUUUCAUGGAGUCCUAAAAGAGUUCAAGAAUUUAAAGAAUUUCAAGAAUAUUGUAACAUAAAACCUCACAAAAUAUUAGGUCUAGCUUUAACGAGAUGGUUAUCAUUACAACAUGUUGUUUUGCGAAUUAUUGAACAAUGGGAUGCGCUCCAGCUUUACUUUUUAUCGCAGUGUAUUGAAGUCAAUGAUAUAAAACCAAAAGACUUAGCAAAUCUUAUGGCAAUGCGAGAAACAAAAGCUUACAUGCUUUUUUUAACGUAUAUUUUGAAAAUUGUGAAUGACUUAAAUAUUGAGUUCCAAUCUGAUAGCAUUCGACUGCCUUUUUUAUAUAGGAAACUAGAAGCGGUUGUUCAGUUAAUAUUAACCAAUUUUAUGUGCUAUCAGCACGUUAAAAACGUGCCAUUAGAAUCCUUGGAAUUUAAAGAUUCUAAUUAUUUUUUGCCCAUUGAAAAAUCAAUGAAUUCUAUGCCUGAUCGUAGAGUUAGUUCGGAUAUUACUGAAUUUCCAACAUCUGUGGUCUUCGGAAUAAUUAGAUAUGAAGACAACAGGAUGGAUGAUUUUGAAUAG